This is a messenger RNA of Dufourea novaeangliae, 1319 nucleotides long. Its product is annotated as mitochondrial carrier homolog 2-like. Bases 214 to 1140 code for a protein of 308 amino acids. The transcript is spliced from 7 exons. Lineage: Eukaryota; Metazoa; Arthropoda; Insecta; Hymenoptera; Halictidae. The record is from RefSeq and is a predicted model, not a curated record.
AUAAUAUGAUACCUCUAAUUAUUCAGUCUCGGAGUGGAAAAGAUAUAAGUAGAUGGUUAUGAACUGUGUUUGACUCGGUGCUCACGCUCAUGGAUGAAUGGUCUGAGCUUCAUCGUACCGGUUGAAACUUAACUGUACCCCUUAAUCAAAAUUAUUAAGUAAACAACACGUUAAAAGCCUUAGUGUUUAGGCAAAGUUAAAUUCUAAUUGAAUAUGAUACCUUCAAACGAGGAGCAAAUACCGUUCGGUAUCUCUGGUCGUGUACUGCUUAAUUUCAUUUCACAUCCUUUCGAAUACGCGAAAGUUUUAAUACAGAUUGGACAUGAACCGAUUUUACCACGACCGACAACCACAUUUUUUAGACAGCCGGCUUUGGCUCUGCCUAAUGUUUUCCAAUACGUGAAACACAUAAAGUCUAUAGAUGGAAUUCCUGGGUGUUAUCGUGGUGUUAUCCCAAAAAUGUGUGCAUUUACUGUAAGUUCUAUAGCUUUCGAUAAAACAUCUAACUGUGUCAAAAAGGUAAUAGAUAAAAUGGAAGAAGAAUCAAAAGACUCUACAAGGGAUCAGUCAGAAGAAGAUCAGAAGUGUAAGAUAUUCAUAUAUGACCUCAUUCGAGAUCUGAUUAGUAGGAUGGUUGCAAUUAUAGUCAGUCAUCCGUUAGACGUGAUUGCAGUGAGGAUGAUGGCACAGUUCGUUGGCAAGGAAACACAAUACAACGGAUUAUUCAGAUCGGUUGUGGAAGUGUACAAAGAGAAUGGUAUUACGGGAUACUAUGCAGGGGUAGUGCCUCGCCUUAUUGGAAAUGCUGCCGCGAUAAUACUAUUUAGUACUUCUAGUUAUGUUAUCGAUAAAUACAUUCUAAAUGAUGAAGAGUCAAAACCUUAUGUUGAUACUGUCAUAAGGUUCAUAACGACAACAGUCACGUACCCAUUUUUGGUGGUAUCGCAUUGUAUGGCCGUUAACGAUUGCGGGUUAGCGGCUGGUCUCCCGCCACACAUGCCAAUUUAUAACGACUGGAAAGAUUGUUGGUCUCAGCUGUCAGCCACUAAUCAGUUAAGGAGAGGAAACACCCUUUUAUGGCGUUAUUACAGCGGACAACAAAUCAUAAUAAACGGGAAACCAACACACCUAUUGCAUUAAUAUAUGUAUUCGAGAGGCCAACAGUAAAAUCAGUUUUGUGCUAUAUAUUUUUUGUCCAGUAAAUUUCUUAUCAUGGCACAAUUGCAUUUACAUUGCAUACUCCUUGAGAAAUUAAUUUUAACGACUGUUCCAUUGAGAACUAAUUACACACACACACACACACACACACACACACACAC